AUGCCAUUUAACCCUCACAGCUACCCGUGUAUCUGUGAGGGGGUACGCUUGUCUUUACCUGGCACAUUGGAAACUGCAGCCCUGGACUGGUUCAGGAACCUGCUCAACAGCCACAGCUGCUUGAUCCAGCUGGAGGCUUUCCUGGCCCGUCUGUGCUGCACCUGUGAAGCUGCCUACCGUGUGCUGCGCUGGGAGAACCCCGUCGUGUCCUCACAGUUCUAUGGGGCUCUUCUGGGCACAGUUUGCGUGCUGUAUCUGCUGCCGCUAUGCUGGGUCCUCGCCCUUCUGAACAGCACACUCUUCCUGGGGAAUGUGGAGUUCUUCCGAGUGGUGUCUGAGUACAGAGCAUCUCUGCAGCAGCGGAUGAACCUGAAGCAGGAAGAGAGCGCCUUGGAGAGCCUGCCACUGGAUGCUGGGGGAGGGGGUGCUCUGCCAGACAGCACACCUGCCCCCACUCCCACAGAGGACCUCACGCCAGGCAGUGUGGAGGAGGCCGAGGAGGCCGAGCCAGACGAGGAGUUUAAAGAUGCGAUUGAGGAGGAUGACGAGGGCGCCCCGUGCCCAGCAGAGGACGAGCUGGCCCUGCAGGACAACGGGUUCCUGAGCAAAAACGAGGUGCUGCGCAGCAAGGUGUCGCGGCUCACUGAGCGGCUCCGCAAGCGUUACCCAACCAACAACUUUGGGAGCUGUGCGGGCUGCACUGCCACCUUCUCAGUGCUGAAGAAGAGGCGUAGCUGCAGUAACUGUGGGAACAGCUUUUGCUCUCGGUGCUGCUCCUUCAAGGUGCCCAAGUCCUCCAUGGGGGCCACAGCCCCUGAAGCCCAGAGAGAGACUGUGUUUGUGUGUGCUUCGUGUAACCAGACCUUGAGCAAGUGAGAAGAGAGGCCAGGGUGCAGCGGGGCCCUGGGCCCUGGUCCCUGGGCCCAGCAGUAGAUCCUCACUCUCCCCACCCCUAGCCCCAUGUGGCGUGUGCUGGGC
Molecule: messenger RNA, 978 nt
Organism: Orycteropus afer afer
Lineage: Eukaryota; Metazoa; Chordata; Mammalia; Tubulidentata; Orycteropodidae
Source: RefSeq, a predicted model, not a curated record